AAAUAUGUUUAAAAUAAUAAGAAGAAUUUCUGCAAAAUCAAAACUAAUAAAACAAAUGAAAAACCCUAUUUCAAAGACUUCAACUGUUACUGUCUUUUUACAACAGCGGUAACAUGAGUUUUCGCGAGAUCCGAGAACAAAUAAUUGCUGAAAAUGUUCCUAAACUGGUCAAGUCAUUGUUGGGAAUAAACGAAACGGAUCCCAAUUUCAAAGUUGGUGUCGAUUACCUACUUUCGAACAUCAUCAACACAAAAUACACGUCGGUGAACAGUCACGAGCUUCGUCGCCAAAUCAACGGUCUGGGCGAACGUUUCGAAAUAUCAAAUUACAAACCGUACGGUGAUCGGCUGAAAGACCUCUGCAAAUCAUUCUGUUCACAUCCAAUCUGCAAGGAUCAUCCAGAAACGGACAUCGAAUGGCGUAUUUUGAGCUUCCUACUGAACACUUCACGAAAUCCUAUCGACGGCGUGACCAAAAAUAAGCAAUUAAUCAACCUCGGCGCAUUGAAAGAAGAUGCCAAUGCAGAAGAAAGCGAUCUUGGUGGUGGUGGAGUCGCCAUGAGAAGUUCUUUUGUUGAGCAGGAAUUUAGUGAUUCUGAAUUGAGUGUGUGGUCAGACGAUGAAGACGAGAAUGCGGAAGAAAAGUCUAACAGCGACUGUCCGACUCAAAGUGACAGUAAUGUGGAUGAGUAUGAUAAGAAAAUAGAUGCCAUGUUCCCAGGCCUGCAGCGACCACAGAAACCCAAUCCAUUCACAUUGAUGGACACGAGAGGGUCGGUGCUGAGGUCUUUCCUUUUCGCCAAAGUACAGCACCAUUGGUGGAACGAUCCGAAUUAUAUCUAUCCAUCGGUGUCCGAUUUUAAGACAGCCAAUUAUUGCCACUUUUGGAAUGACCGUACUGAUAAGCUCAAAAUAUCAACCACAUCGGAGUAUUGCUUGAUCAGGGAGAUUUUGUUCAUGUUUCGUGCACCGACCAAUUGUAAAUUUUUCAGCAUCGUAAACGAUUCAGUGGAAGUAAACGAUCUGGUGUCUCUGAACAGUCUCUCGCUGCCGGUCAUUCAGUCAUUUUUGAAAGAAUUCAGUCAUAUAAUGACUUUGGUGCGUCGAUUGGACACAUUUUGCCGGAGUGUAAAGCGGUUGGAACAGAAAAGCCCGCCACAUACAUACCAGUGUUUCGUCGACGGUAUUGAACAGUGCAUGGGUCCGUUUCUACGUUUCGUUCUUGCCAAAGAAAGACAAGUCAACGAACUGGAUCAACUUGUGCGUCCGGUUACGAUUGUCAAUUUGCAUCACGAAUUGCGCGAACACUUCACAACCAUUGAACAUUUGUACAAAAUCUACCACAAUGUUACGCUAGACUUCAAUCAGUAUCCGAAUCACGUUUGUGCUGCCUACUUGAUUUGUGGAUUAAUGGAUGAAAUACGGUCAUCGAUCACCGCAAGCCAAAACCAUUAUGCCACAACAUUGUUUCUAGUGUCCAUUCAAACGUAUUUGCGCAUUACCGAUAACUGGUGCACUGAAGGUAGAUUGGAGGAUUGGAGGGAUGAGUACUUAGUGAAGAGUGUUACGCGAGACAUCGAUCUGGUCGACGUUUAUGAACUGAGGACUUAUGAUGAACUCGAUCCGUCGCGUAAGUCAGUCAUCACCGAUUGCAGUUUCUUUAAGAUACUUCAAACGUUCGCUGUUGAAGCUGGCUUCACGUUGAGCAUUUUGUACAAAAUGGAUAAAAUUCGUGACGUACGAAAGCUGAUUGGCAGUCAAGACAAUCUUUACAACACAUUCCUUCAAUUGCUGUCCAACAAGCUACCUAAACCUCCAAAAAAAGGCAACGAUCACUUACCGUCGCCGGCUGAAAAAAUCGAAUCAGAGCCGCCGCUGAAACCGCUAGCUUACCCACCUGAACAAAUAGCCAAAUUUCGCAACGAAUUCGCCAAGAAUCCGUUUAUGUUUCUGUUCGAAAAGGAAUUGCGUCAAAUGGAAAAAAGUGGCGACUACGAAACACCCAACCGCUACAUUUACUUCUCAUUGGAGCCGGAAGAUAAUUUAUUCGAACGUCUACGACCGGCUACAUCAUUCAUUUUGCCAUAUUGUCAGUUCUUCCGCGCAAUUCUCACAACUUUACUGAGAGCACGACUUUCUGUCGCAAACAAUUACGUUCUGGAAAUUUACAAAAAUGAACAUCAGCUCGUCCAUCACUUGCACAAUUUACAGAAAAUUUACUUUAUAGAAGCUGGCGAUCUGAUGUCUGAUUUCUAUUCGAACCUGUUUACACAGAUCGAAAGUGGAAAUUCGUGGAACAAUCCAUUCAUCCUAACCGCUCAACUCAACGGCAUAUUGUCGUACAGAAUCUCAAAUUCGUCGUUCCUUUUCAAGGUUCACGUCAAUACGAAAGAAUCGAUAAGAGAUGUUAUUCGAGCAAUCGACGAAAUAUCAUUAAGCUACGUCGGCGAUGAACAUCUUUACAAUAUCAUCAGCGAACCAUGCAUUGAGAAGUACAACAAAGUGUUCCGUUUCCUACUUAAGAUGAAAUGGGGCAUAUGGACACUGGAAAAUCUUCGCUUCCCUGUCCAAUUCAAGAAGAUCGUACUGUACGGCGAACCGAACAUCGUUCGUUCAACGUUCAAGCGUUUGGCAUUGCUACGCAAUUGGUUGAUGUAUUCUCUGCAAUCGCUACUUAGUCAUUUCAUGACCACGGUGCUGCAUUUCCAGAGCCACGAACUGAAUACGAACAUUGAGAGUGCCAAAAAUUUAACCGAAAUCAUCAACACUCAUUCCGCGUACAUCAAUAAAGUGGCUGAAUUGUGCUUCCAAACGAAGAAGAAUGAGAAUAUUUGCCAAGGGAUCACUCAGCUUCUGUCUUUGGUGUCAAUAUUGAAAGAUGAAUGGCUGAAUAUCGAAAGCUCCAAAGAUGAACUGGAUGGGUCAUUUGUUUUGGACGAAAUUUGCUCUCUCGAGAAAACUUACAUCAAUUGCCAUGCAUUUUUAGCCGACACACUUUUGUCGGAAGUAUACACUGCAAACAAUGCUCAAAUGGCUGGUCUGUCUGCUGCAUUCAACUGUUCCAGACCCUAUUAACUUGUUAAUUUAUUAAAAUUUUCAAUUACA
This is a messenger RNA of Bradysia coprophila, 3104 nucleotides long. Its product is annotated as gamma-tubulin complex component 5-like. The record is from RefSeq and is a predicted model, not a curated record. NCBI's taxonomy places the organism in Eukaryota, Metazoa, Arthropoda, Insecta, Diptera, Sciaridae. Gene Ontology annotation, molecular function: gamma-tubulin binding; microtubule minus-end binding. Gene Ontology annotation, biological process: cytoplasmic microtubule organization; spindle assembly; mitotic cell cycle. Gene Ontology annotation, cellular component: spindle pole; gamma-tubulin complex; microtubule organizing center.